AUGACUGGGCUGGCUGCCCUGAUAGCAGAUGGUCCAGUAUGGGCUCCUGUCUAUAUCUGGGCAAAACUCUGCCCACCAUGUUGCCUCUGUUGGUUGAUAACCUUGAAGGACAAUUGCCCCAUCUCCCCUCCCUCUUUCACCCCCACAUUGAACAUAGCGCAUGAUGUUGUGCCUUUGGAUGUAACCAGCGUUUACUAUUCAUCUGUGACCACUGAUUUAGGUCCAAAGAAGGCUCCUGGUUAUGUUGCUUUCAUUCCCAAAACUUUUUCCCUUGCUAUGGGCGUUUCUCUUAGAACUUUGCAGGGACCAAUAUUUCUUACUUUGCUUUAUGAUGCUUUCCAGAAGUGGUCCAUGGAAUGCUGA
Molecule: messenger RNA, 363 nt
Organism: Ilex paraguariensis (yerba mate)
Lineage: Eukaryota; Viridiplantae; Streptophyta; Magnoliopsida; Aquifoliales; Aquifoliaceae
Source: the annotation of a GenBank genome assembly